Messenger RNA from Entelurus aequoreus (snake pipefish), 2884 nucleotides. RefSeq names its product F-box protein 41 (gene fbxo41). The record is from RefSeq and is a predicted model, not a curated record. Gene Ontology annotation, molecular function: protein binding. NCBI's taxonomy places the organism in Eukaryota, Metazoa, Chordata, Actinopteri, Syngnathiformes, Syngnathidae. Bases 374 to 2884 code for a protein of 836 amino acids. The transcript has 15 exons.
UUUUAUGCCACUUUUUCUGUCUCAUUUUGUCCGCCACACUUCCAACGUUGUGCGUGAGUGCACAAAGCCUUGUUCCACCCCUGGGAGGUGAGGGGAGCAGUGAGCAGCAGCGGUGGCCACGCUCGGGAUGAUGAUUUAACCCCCAAUUCCGACCCUUGAUGCUGAGUGCCAAGAAGGGAGGCAGUGGUGUGACAAAUGAAGGACCGAGUGAAAGUUGCCUCCUCCAUCGUACAUAAGAUCUGACUUCGUCCUGCUUAAUAACCUGAACUGCAACCAUGAGAAGACCUGAGGGGUACUUGACCUUUGUACCCUACCGGCGCCACCGUCCGGUCGCGUGAGCGCCCCCCUCUCCCUGCGGCAGUUACUGCGCGGAAUGGCCUCUCUGGACCUUCCAUACCGUUGUCCUCGCUGUGGGGAGCACAAGCGCUUCCGAAGCCUGUCGUCCUUGCGUGCCCAUCUGGAGUACAACCACACGUACGAGACCCUGUACGUUCUCUCCAAAUCCAACAGUGUUUGUGACGCCGCCGCGCUACUGCCCUUAGUGUCGGAGAGCGCGCUGCUACCGUCUCCCAAUAACAACGACCCCUUUGAGCCUUUGCAGCCGUCCGCUUUAAAAGAGCGGCACUUCCCUUGUCGCGAGCUUCCUUGUGUGGAUGACCUGAGUUUGACGCCAGUUAGCUCCAACACGUCCGCGCGGUAUAUCCCCAAUGUGCAGUUUCCUUUGGGGGAGAUUUUUAUGAAGACUGCCAUGACAUCCACAGACCCCAGUCCUUACGGGAACCCUAGUACAGCUGUAGCCGUAGCAGCUAACGUUGCCGCCAGCGCAGUGGAAGCGGCCUAUGAAGAAGGCCUAGCCAGGUUGAAGGCACGGGCGUUUGAACGUCUUGAGCUGGAUGAAAGGAUGGAGAAGCUGUCUGAAGAGGUGGAGCAGAAAAUAGCGGCUCGUGUAGGCCGUCUUCAGGCCGAGCUGGAGAGGAAGAGCUCUGAGCUGGAACGCGCCAAGCAGGAGAGCGACCGGCUGAGCCAGGAGAAACAAGACCUGGAGGACAAGGCCUUGGAACUCUCUCGGCAGGUGGACGUCUCCGUGGAAAUGCUCGCCAACCUAAAACAGGACCUGGUGAACAAGGAGGCCGAGCUCAGCCACAAGCAGCAGGAGGUCGCGCAGAUCGACCAGUUCCUGCAGGAGACUGCGGCACGAGAAGCCAACGCCAAAGUUCGCCUGCAGCAGUUCAUCGAGGAACUGUUGGACCGCGCCGACCGCGCUGAGAAACAGCUCCAGAUCAUCAGCAGCUGCGGCACCACGCCAAACGGCAGUCUCGGGCGCUGCAGUCUUCAGGGAUCAAAGGGCAACGGACACCAGAGAAACUCCAGCAUCUCUGGAAGCACAAGGGGCAUCUACCAAGCAUCCGAGCGACGUUCAUCUCCCAGUACGGGAGCAUCGGGUCGGGUCAAGUCGGUCUCACAGGGUUCCGGCGGAUACGACAGCGACAGUGUGGAGAUGCACCCGAUGGACGAGUGCCCCGAGGCUCAGUACUACCACAUGCAGUGCCGCCUGACCGAGGGCGCCUACGACCGCUCCCCUGGCUGCGGCGGCGGCGGGUCGAGGAACUGGGGCCUCCGCAAGCAGGCCAUCCAGAACUGGCAGCGCCGGCCCUACAGGAACAGCACGGAAGGCGAGGAGGGAGACGUGUCCGACGUGGGCUCUCGGACGACCGAGUCGGAGGUGGACAUGUGGGAGCAGGAGAGGAGAGCUGUGGCCGAAGUCCAGCAGUGCGGCGCCCCCUAUCCAAACCACAGCAGGGCUGGGUAUCGACCUAACGCAGGUCGGUCUGAAGGCGUCUACAGCAAACCCUGCCGCCAUGAGAAAAGCCCGUCCAAAUCCAACGAGGUGAUCAGCCCCGAGAUCCUGAAGAUGCGCGCCGGCUUAUUCUGUAUCUUCACCUACCUGGAUACUAAAACCCUGCUAAGAGCGGCGGAAGUCUGCAGAGAUUGGAAGUUUGUGGCUCGCCACCCGGCCGUGUGGACCAGACUUCUGCUGGAAAACGCCCGCGUUUCUUCCAAGUUGCUGGGAACGUUGUCUCAGUGGUGCACUCAGACGCACUCGCUCAUCCUGCAGAACCUUAAACCUCGACAGCGUGGAAAGAAGGAAAGCAAGGAGGAAUACUUAAAAAGCACACGUGGCUGUCUGGAGGAAGGACUGGAGGCGCUGCUGAAGGCCACGGGAAGUAACCUGCUCAUACUAAAGAUUUCACAUUGUCCCAACCUGCUGACGGACCGCUCCCUCUGGCUGGCCAGUUGCUACUGCCGAGCUCUGCAGGCUGUCACUUACAGGAGUGCCACAGACCCAGUUGGCCAGGAGGUCAUCUGGGCCCUCGGCGCAGGUUGUAGAGACAUCAUCUCCCUGCAGGUGGCGCCACUACACCCAUGCCAACAGCCGGCUCGUUUUAGCAACAGAUGCCUGCAGACCAUCGGGAGAUGCUGGCCACACCUCCGAGCGCUCGGCGUGGGCGGCGCAGGAUGUGGCAUUCAGGGGCUGGCCUCGCUGGCAAGGAACUGCAUGCGCCUUCAAGUGCUCGAAUUGGACCAUGUGAGCGAAAUCAACCAGGAGGUGGCAGCAGAGGUCUGCAGGGAGGGCCUGAAGGGCCUGGAGAUGCUGGUGCUCACCUCCACACCAGUCACCCCCAAAGCUCUGCUCCAUUUUAACAGUGUGUGCCGCAACCUGAAAUCCAUCGUGGUCCAGAUUGGUAUCGAAGAUUACUUUGAGGACCCGAACAGUCCAGAGGCCAGAAAACUCUUUGAUGAGAUGGUAAACAAGCUGCAGGCAUUGAAGAAAAGACCGGGCUUCUCCAAAAUCCUCCACGUGAAAGCGGACAGUCUCUGCUAA